AUGUUGCCCCGAUUGGCGGCUCGUGCUCUGCUCCUCCAACGAUCAUCAUCAACCUCGAAGCUCCUCCGAAUUAUCUCCAGCCGCAACGCAUCCAGCCGCCCCGAGAUGUCGCCCCCAGUGCCGAAAUGCCUUCUCGAGCCGAUGGACAUCCCGAAACGCGAGCUUUUCGGCCCCGGCCCCUCCAAUAUGGGCUCGAACAUCCAGGAGUCGGCCUCACGCUCCCUCCUCGGUCAUCUGCAUCCCGAAUUUGUUAAGAUCAUGGCCGACGCACGCGAGGGCCUGAAAUACAUCUUCAAAACGGAAAACGCCUACACGUUCGCGAUUUCUGGGACAGGUCAUUCCGGCAUGGAGGCGGCGAUGCUAAAUCUGCUGGAGCGCGGCGAGAAGAUUCUAGCCGUCAAAACGGGCCUCUGGGGGCAGAGAUGCGCCAAUCUGGCUAAACGGCUGGAACUCGAGGUGGAAACGGUCGAAGCGCCUGACGGGAAUGCGGUUGAAUUGUCGGCGAUUAAAGAGGCCAUCGAAAAAUUCAAGCCACAAGUGCUGUUCGUGUGCCAGGGCGAGAGCUCGACUGGAGUUUGCCAGCCGAUUGAGGGUCUCGGCGAGAUUUGCCAUAAAAAUGAUUGCCUCCUCCUCGUCGAUACCGUAGCUUCAUUGGGCGGCACCGAAUUCGAUAUGGAUGGAUGGGGAGUAGAUUGUGUUUAUACGGCCACCCAAAAGGUGUUGAACGCUUCUCCGGGUUUGGCACCGAUAUCAUUCUCGGAUCGGGCAAUGCAAAAAAUCAAAUCCCGAAAGCGCCCGGUCGCCUCAUGGUAUUUUGAUGCGCUCGAGUUGGGCAACUACUGGGGUGCUGACGCGGGCCCGAAACGCUACCAUCACACUGCCCCGAUCUCAACGGUCUACACGUUGCGCACAGCGCUAGCCGAAGUAGUAAAAGAAGGAAUUGACGCCGAGAUCGCGCGACACCGCAAGAAUGCCGAAUUUUUGUACUCGGAGCUCGCCGCCGUCGGGUUGGAGCCGUUCGUCGAGAAGAAGGAAUGGCGUCUCCCCUGUCUAACCACGGUUCGUGUACCCGCCGGCGUCAGCGGAGAUGAGGUGAAAAAGGAGAUGAUGGCCCACGGCAUCGAGAUUGCCGACGGUCUCGGGUCUACGGUAGGAAAAAUCUGGCGCAUCGGCACGUUCGGGAUCAAUUCUGAUGAGCAGAAAAUCCGGCACGUCGUCCAAAAACUGGCCGAGACGAUCAAGGCCAAGAAGGCGCAUCUU
This is a messenger RNA of Mesorhabditis spiculigera, 1260 nucleotides long. The record is from the annotation of a GenBank genome assembly. Lineage: Eukaryota; Metazoa; Nematoda; Chromadorea; Rhabditida; Rhabditidae.